GCCCUCUUUCCUGUAGAUACUUGCCAUCAUGUCGUGGUUCACUAGCCGUAGACGUUUGUCGGUACAGGCAGAAGUGCCCUGGCCUGGGUGGUUGGACGACGAAGCUGCGAAGGCUCUCACCGAUCCCUCCAGUGACGACUCAUACGCACUGAAUCAUGAUGAACUGAAAUGGGUUCAUGUACAACCUUGGCUUUUGUCCAAAGGUUACGACCUCCGCCCGCGGUUCCGUCCAGGCUGGGUUCCUUCCUGGGGUCAAUCAGGAGCUCCCCGGCGAUCUCGCCACGAAGAUGCGAUCAUCCAUGGCAACGUAUAUGCUCCAGUGGUCAUGGAUGCUGUUCGAAGAGCUGAUGGACGGAGAGUCCUCAUCAAGCGAGUAUCGUUAGCUCAUGGUGGCCGAGACGUCGCAAUCCUCGAAUAUCUGGCUUCCAAGGGACGCGCGAGCGACCCACGAAAUCAUACCAUCCCGCUCCUGGAUGUUAUUCGCACCCCCCCCUUCCGAUAUAUCACGUUACCGGAGUUCGACACAUUGGGCGAGGGCAUAGACUUCAUGGACCAGUCGUUGGAAGGUCUCGUAUUUCUGCAUGAACAUCGUGUUGCUCAUAGAGAUUGCAGUAUAACUAACAUCGUUAUGGAUUCCAAGAAAAUGUACCCUCGAGGAUUACAUGCGGACGCAUCCCUGGACGCGCAGGGCCGAAUGCUAUCGGGCGCUCGCACGCGAACUCAGGCCGGCGGUGUGAAGUACUAUUUCAUCGACUUCGGUGAAUCCAUUCUAUUUGCUGCCGACGAAGACGCACGGAUAAAGGAACCCUCAAAGGCCAGUAUACAUGCUCCAGAAACUCGCGCAAACCAAAUAAUGCCGUACGAUGCCUUCAAACCCGACAUCUAUACGCUUGGGAAAACUUUUCAGGAACAACUCAUUGAGGAGUUCGUGGGCGAUUUCGGCGCGUUCAAGCCACUCAUCGAAAGCAUGAUACAAAUCAAUCCCGACGAACGGCCGACCGCUGCUCAAGCCUUGGAUCAAUUGCGAACAAUCUCUUCCGCAUUUUCUCGCACAGACCGACACAGAAGAGCGCAUUGGAAGCGUUAUCAUGAUCCUUGGACAGCUCCUGUAGCGGAUGCAGUCCAUAUGAUCAGCGAAGUCCUGUGGGUCCUUCGAACGUGGAAGUGGUGAAUUCGUUCUGAGUUUUCCAUCGUCCUUGUAUCACAUCCUCUGCGACGCGGUGUUCAUCCGUAACCAUGCUCGCGCCCGUCUUUCACUUUAAUAUGCAUUACUACGCUCUGGACGUAUCUCUACUGUUAUACGAUACCCUGUCUCGCCGUUUGUUC
This is a messenger RNA of Stereum hirsutum FP-91666 SS1, 1326 nucleotides long. RefSeq lists its product as uncharacterized. Gene Ontology annotation, biological process: protein phosphorylation. The coding region runs from base 29 to 1171 and encodes 380 amino acids. Gene Ontology annotation, molecular function: ATP binding; protein kinase activity. Lineage: Eukaryota; Fungi; Basidiomycota; Agaricomycetes; Russulales; Stereaceae. The transcript is spliced from 6 exons. The record is from RefSeq and is a predicted model, not a curated record.